UGUGAGUGUGUGAUAUGAGGGUGAUGAUUUCUCUUUCUCUCUGCCGCUGUCUCACAGGAGUCCUGCAGCCCAAGAGAAGCCCCAAAGUGCUGCAGUUGGAAAGAAAGGACAGUCAGGGCAGCUCUCAGCACAGCAUAUGCAGUCACCGCAGCACACACACCAACUCACCCGGCCGACCACAGCCCAUCGUGCCCACUGACACCCUGGGGGGCCCUCCGCCCGUGCCGCCUCCUCCCACCCAGCCACUGCCCGUCUUGCCUGCCUUUGACACCUCUGCAGCCAAUGGGACGCUCCAGAAGAAACCGGACCCCUUCAAGAUCUGGGCGCAGUCCAGGAGCAUGUACGAGAGCCGGGUACCAGACUCUCAAGAACAAGACAUUUUCCUCUGGAGGAAAGACACAGGCUUUGGCUUUCGGAUCCUGGGAGGAAAUGAACCCGGAGAACCGAUCUACAUAGGGCACAUAGUGAAGUACGGCUCAGCGGAUGAGGACGGCCGUCUGCGCUCCGGAGACGAGCUCAUCUGUGUCGAUGGCACGGCGGUGGUGGGAAAGUCUCAUCAGUUGGUGGUGCAGCUCAUGCAGCAGGCGGCUAAACAGGGUCACGUCAACCUCACUGUCCGCCGCAAAAACGCUUACGGAGUGUAUAAGGGUGAGGCAGACGUGCCACCGUCCCCGGCCUCCUCUCACCACAGCAGCACGCAGGCGCCGUCGCUGACAGAGGAGAAGCGCACGCCGCAGGGCAGCCAGAACUCGCUCAACACCGUCAGCUCAGGCUCCGGCAGCACCAGCGGCAUCGGCAGCGGCGGAGGCGGCGGCAGUGGGAGCACCGUGGUCAACAUGACACCCGCCGCCCUGCAGCCCUACGACGUGGAGAUCCAGCGUGCCGAGCACGAGGGCUUCGGCUUCGUCAUCGUGUCGUCCGUGUCACGGCCUGACGCCGGCUCCACCUUCGGUACAGUGUUCGUGUGCUCGGAGGCAGAGUAUUACUCGGUUGAUCUGGAGAGGGAGAGUAAAGGUUUCGGCUUCAGUCUGAGAGGCGGUAAGGAGUACAACAUGGAUCUGUAUGUGCUGCGAUUAGCGGAGGAUGGAGCCGCUGUCAAAAACGCCAAGAUGAGGGUUGGUGAUGAAAUACUGGAGAUCAAUGGUGAAAGUACGAAAAAUAUGAAGCAUUCUCGCGCCAUCGAGCUGAUCAAGACCGGAGGCAGACGAGCUCGACUGGUGCUGAAGAGAGGAGAUGGAUCCGUCCCAGAGUAUGACGGCCCAAAUGACAGCUACCCUCCCUCACCCAGGCCACAAAAUAAUUCGAAAGUGAGGGCCUUGCUGGCCAGCGGCCCCUUUCAUCAUCCGUCCGAGUCCAGCUAUACAUCAGAGCAUCACACACCAUCCCAGCCCAAGCAGCAGCAACCGAAAGACAGGCAACAUGAUCCAGCGAGAGAACGAGAGAGGGACAGCAGAACAGGGCUGUAUUCCAGCGCUCCACUCCAGCCUUCCUGGAACAACCGUCCCAGCCCCUCACCAUCCCCUGACAGCAGCAAAAACAACUCCCACCGCAAGGUCAAGAAGUCAGAGUCGGAGAGCAGCAUUGCCAAGCUCUUCAAAACGCUGAGGAAAGAGGGUGGAUUUGGGAGGAAAAACUCCAACCAGGACCUCCUGAGGCGAGGCCGCAAACCCUCCGUAGACACACAGAGUAGCACGGGGUCUCAGGUGCGCAGCGGGUCCUUGGAUCGCUCCUCCACCCGGAAGCGCAACACCUCUCCAGACCGCCGCAGGGCCAAGUCUGUGGACCGGCGAACGACACGCUCAUAUAAAGAUCAGUCCCCUGAGCGAAGCUAUCAAGACACUUCCCAGGACCUGCUGUGCCAGAUCUCCACUCCAGAAAGGCUUGUCCGGCCCCAGAAAGAGCCCCAAACUCCCCGCAGGAACUACAGCAAAGAGGGCUACUUCACAUCCACCCCUGAGCGAUCCCACAAACCCACGGCCCACGCUCUCGCUUGCACACCUGAACGUGGCCUAAAGAACAGGAACGUUCUGCUCAACAGUUCUCCAUCCAGUCAAGCUGAGAGACAGGGAUACUUCAUCAACGGAGCCCCGGAAAGAUGCUUCCACAGGAGAUCGGACAGCAGCAGUGACGGAAGUUACUUGGAAGAGGCCGCUGCUCCACAGCUUAGGGAUUAUUACAACGCACUGAAAGCCAGCGGUGCGAGCGGGAGCGGCGUGGGCCUCGGCCUCGUUCAGAGCUCUCCGAGCAAGAGACGGCUUUACAAGGAGAACCACGCAGACCUCAGCAUCUGAGCUCCACAGGGCUGAGCUUCACCACAGCGGAACAAGGCUCCUUUUUCUAGUUUGUUUUGAUAGGUUGUGUUGCGAGUGAGAUCCAUGUUUUUUUUUUUUUAAAUGUGUCUACUUUGCGUGUCCAAAUUGAGAUUUACUGAACAAGAGCACAAGCAUUCAACGUUUGUUUCUUUGUUUGUACAUUUUAAUAGACGUGCGGCGAAACCUGAACUCAGACUAUGAUGCUACUGUUUAAUUGAGUAAUAUAUAUUUAAGCUGUAUAUUUAUUUUGAAAAACUGAAAUGUUACUCGAUGGGAUGUCCAGAUGAAAAAAAGCAUCAUUCUGUCUUGGUCUGUUGUAUAAUAUCUGACUUUGUUAGUCCUAACACUGCACUGGACUGAGGCAUGAGCCACCCAUUAGCAAAAAAGAGGGAAAAAUUAAGGUAGAAAAAUAUUAUGUUGUGGCACAAAUUUUUUUUUCUCCAUAAUCACCAGAACUUAGUCUAAAGGCACAUAUGCACAAUUGAGAAAACUUGACCCAAUUUUAGCUUAAAGCAAGUUAUUUUAGGAAUAAAUCGGAUGCUUUUUAAAAAGUGACUUAAAAUGCAUUCAGCCUGUUUGUCAGUGUGUUCCUUGGGAAACAAACCACAGAGCAGUUGAGCUACAGGAACAUUCAACUAUAAAAACACUGAAUAUAUGAAAUGUGAGAGGCUGUUCUAAUUCAGUCAUUUUAAGCAAAAGUUUGAAGUAUUUUGAAUUGUUCCUUAUGCAGCCACAUUUACCUCCAUAAAGUCAAGUACCAAAGGCGAUUGAAAUGCUCUGAACGAAUGGAAUCCUUAACAAGCUUGUGAAAAUAAAUGUGACGCAUCGACGCUGCACACAUUAUGAGCUGAAUGUUGAGUUGCAGCAUGGAAUAUUCAGGUCGCCAGAUCUGAUCCAAAAGACUACGUGAAAACGGCAAUCUGCCAAUCUGAGCCACCACUGGUUUUCCGUCACGCUCUCGAGAGCCACUGAGCUUCAGUGAUAUACAGACGCAAUGCGUGUUUGUUUGGGAACACAGCUGUUUCGUGCAUUUCGACAGGACCAAGAACAGGGAAUUCCUUCAGUGUCAUCUGAAUAGUACUGUAUCAAAAUGAACGUAUCAGCUGCUGUCUUUUGUACAAAUUUUAUUACUGUAUGUACUUCAAACCUGUGUAGGUAAGGAUACUGUUGCCUUUUCUCUGUACAAAAAAUAAUUUAUGAAAGAUGUCCACCUAAAAGAAGAUGCGAAUAUGUUUCUACUGUGCUCACUGGGACUAUGAGUAACGUGUGUACUCAGAAUCAGGCGUAUGUAAAGUUGUAUUUUUUCCCUCUCUCCAGGAAGGAUGGGAAACGGAUGUUUUUCAAGGAAGAGGGUUGAUUAUCUGUUGUGAUGGAUAACCUGCUUUUUUUAAUGGAGAUCUUGUAUACUGUCUGUGGUCUCUGAAACGUUCUAUGGAUUUUAAAUGCUUUUUUUUCUGUGUCGAUAAAAGCAGUACAUGUAUAUGGUCUAGUUUUUUUUUUUUUUUUUUUUAUGAAACUAUGCAUAUAUAUAAAUAUAUAAAUUCUGCAUUGUCCAUAGCGUUAUUUGACUCAUGAAAUUACACAUAACAUUAGUCUAAGUUCAAGUAGACGUGGACUUACACAGUAAAGCUGUUUUUCUUGUUUGGAUGGAUCACAAUGUAUAUGUAGCUAUCAAAAAGAAGUCUGUGAAUGCUAUUUUUAUUAUCAAAUAAAGUUUUGCAUACAAA
Molecule: messenger RNA, 4039 nt
Organism: Sinocyclocheilus grahami
Lineage: Eukaryota; Metazoa; Chordata; Actinopteri; Cypriniformes; Cyprinidae
Product: membrane-associated guanylate kinase, WW and PDZ domain-containing protein 1-like
Exons: 8
Coding region: 15-2291 (758 amino acids)
Biological process (GO): signal transduction
Cellular component (GO): cytoplasm; cell-cell junction
Molecular function (GO): protein binding
Source: RefSeq, a predicted model, not a curated record